GGGCCAUAUGAUGAGGCCUAACUGACCAAUGGCUAUUGAUAGAAGGGCUAUAGGGAUUAAUUCUGGAGAGCUAAAGGCAGUGCCCAUGUAGGGUGGAGUCAAGUGUGCUAUCCUAAGAAUGCAGGUCGUCUUGGAGUCAAACCUAGAGUCCAAAAACAAUACUUACGAGUAAUUUGUUAUAAGAAAAAUAAUAUUCUAUGAAAUCGCAUAAAACUACAAAAGUUUGCCCGCUUCCGUCUGCUUUGAAAUUUUUUUUAUAAAAAAUUUUCCGGUUUGAAAAAAAAAGGAGCAACGUUGACCCGACCCGUUUGCCAUUAACUCCCACCUAAAACCCGCAAAACGAAAACCAGUGGCCAAGGCAGCAGAGACCAAAACCUUUCCACCUGACCCAACCCCAAUUCUGAAAUCCAUUCCCACCCUCUCAAGUAAUGGAGCAAAACCCUCUUCAAUCCGACGGCCCAGAUGGCCUUCCCGUCAAGUCCACGACCCUCAUAACCUUCUCCCGCAGAGGCCGAAGGGGGAAUCCUAAAGCUGCUCAGCAGAGACUUGAAAUCCUCAGAAAAACCCUAAACCCAAUUCCCUUUGUGCCCGCCAAAAACCCGAACUUGCAGCGCCAUCAGGAGCUCCUGAAGCGGCUGGGCCUCUGGGACUUUCUCCACAUCCAGUUUGAUCCGACUGUUCGGGCUGAUCUUAUUGCUGAGUUGAUCGUUAACUAUAGCCCUCAGCGGCGGUGCAGCUACGUCGGUGAGGUCCGGAUUAGGGUCAGCCCUGCCGAUCUGGGACGCGCAUUGAAGCUUCCGGUUGGGGUGAAAUCGAAGAAGAGUGUGGUUGCAGAGGCUCCGGCGGCGGCGGCGGCGGCGUCGGAGGAAUCGAUAGCUUUGGUUGAGGAUUUGGUAGGCAAUUGGGUGUUUGUGCAGGAGGAUGAGAUGCCCAGGGAGGUUUUGAAGGAUAUCAAAGAAGGGGAGUUUGGGAAUGUGGAUUGGGCUGGUUUGAUUUGGUUCAUGGUGGAAAAGGAGUUGCUUAAGGGUCUACAGUUGGGGGAUUGUUACUAUGCAUCGCAUUUGCAGUUAUUGAUAAAAUCUCAGUGCGAGAGUUUGUUUUCGGAGAAGGGACAAGGGUCUAGGGUGGAGAUUGAGUUGAAGGAGGAUGGUAUAAUGGGUGGGGAGGAUGAUUUUCAGGGAGGCAGAUUGGAGGAACACGGUAUUAAACUAUGUCUUGGGGAAGAAAAUGUGGAGAAAUGUUAUGUUGAGCAAGACAAUGUGGAGAAAGUUUAUGUUGAGCAAGACAAUGUUGAGAAAGUUGAUGAUGAGCAAGAAAAUGUUGAGAAAUUUAAUAAUGAGCAGGAACAUGAUGUUGAGCGAGAAAAUGUGGAGGAACUUGAUGUUGAGCAAGAAAAUGUGGAGGAAGUUGAUGUUGAGCAGGAAAAUGUUGAGAAAUUUAAUAUUGAGCAGGAACAUGUGGAGGAAGUUGAUGUUGAGCAAGAAAAUGUUGAGAAAUUUAAUAUUGAGCAGGAAAAUGUGGAGGAACUUGAUGUUGAGCAGGAAAAUGUGGAGGAACUUGAUGUUGAGCAGGAAAAUGUUGAGAAAUUUAAUAUUGAGCAGGAAAAUGUGGAGGAACUUGAUGUUGAGCAGGAACAUGUGGAGGAACUUGAUGUUGAGCAAGAAAAUGUGGAGAAAGUUAUAGGUGAAAGGGUGCUAGUUGAGGUUGAGGAUGAGGAUGAGGAUGUAAUGGAUGUCGAAGAAUUUAAGGAGGAAGAGCCUACCCAAUGGCUUUUGGCUGGGAAGGGAAAUUUAAGAGGACCUUGUUUGCAGCGGUGCAAUCUUCAUGGGGCCGAGGAUUUGGGUUGUGGGGAUGAGAGAAAAAAUUAUAUGGAGUUGGGAGAAGAAGAAGAUGAUGAUGAUGAUGAAGAAGAGGAAGAGGAUGAUCAGGAGGGAGGCUUUGACCUUUCAAUGAAGGGUUUUUCUUUGGAGGGGUUGUCUUCAGGAAGUCUUAUGCAGGUCAUGGAAGGGGGCCAUAUCCCUCUUGGCUCUGGUAUGCCACUGCAUGAUCAUUUGGCCACAGAUUUUCCUUCGUCAAGGUGGGACCUAAUGCUUCCUGGAAGUUCCUCACUUUCUGGUAAUGGUCACAAGAGAGAGUUCAGCCAUGAAAAUGAUAAUUCUCAUCAUGGUCUCGAUGGUAAUAAGAGGUUGAGGACUGAUGGCCCUUGGCAUAGUAAGAUGCCGGGUGACUUUGACGUGUGUAUGGAGCAUAUACAGCAGUGGAUGGGGAAAAUGGAGGAUAUACAACACUGGAUGGGGAAAGCUAGGAUAAUGUAUGCGGCAAAAGAACAGGAGUGUGAAGAUGCUAAAAUGAAGCAGCAGCUUUUACUGGUAGAGUUGCAGAAAAGGGAUGAGUUCAUCGAUCAGUUGCACAAGGCCAGGACCGAAGACCAGCAGAAGAGACAAACUGAGAAGUAUAGGUUUGAGCAUGAGGUUUAUUUGAUGCAAAAUCUCUUGAAUGGCUAUAGGAAGGCUUUAAAGGCAACACAAAAGGCAUUUGCUGAAUAUAAAGCACGCAGUCCACAGGCUGAUGAGCCACUCUAUAGAGAUGUUCCUGGUUCUGGGGGUCUUGUUUUAAGCACUCGAGAACUCGAAAAGCUUCGCUUAAAACAAGAAGAAGAAGAGAGGAUGAGGUGUCUGGUGAUUGAAACAAAAAUUAAGGACUUUGAAGCUGGGUGGAUUAGCAAAUUUGAAGCACACCACAAGAGUGUUGAAGUAGUGAGUAAUAGGUUGUUGGGUUUGGAGAAGGAAGUGAAACUUCUCAAUGAACAGCUUACAAAACAGAGGCUUUCAGAGACACCAGAACACUCCAAAUGAAUCAUGAGAUGCUCGGUUGGGGAGUGUUCAAUUCUACAAAUUUAAUGUAGAGGCAUGUAGAUGAGGAAUAGUCAACAUUCGGAAGUGUCUUCUUUCACGCUAACUUUUACUUGACUGGUAGUGGGCUUAACAUUAGAGGUCAUCUAGUAGCUUAAAGCUUUUGUCUUAUUAGGGAUUUAUCUAAAUUUUAAUGUAUAUGCUAACGAACACUAGAAGAUCUGUAGUUUAUGUUCUGCAACUUCAUUCUCCUGUUGCAAUUAAUUGGUCAUUAAUCUUCUAGUA
Messenger RNA from Rosa chinensis, 3137 nucleotides. RefSeq lists its product as uncharacterized. The transcript is spliced from 2 exons. Lineage: Eukaryota; Viridiplantae; Streptophyta; Magnoliopsida; Rosales; Rosaceae. The record is from RefSeq and is a predicted model, not a curated record. Bases 429 to 2855 code for a protein of 808 amino acids.